AUAUGUAUUCUUAAAAAUUUCGUUUUUAUAUGCAACAAUAAUAGAUAACAUAACGUUAAAUCUUUUAUUUGAAACUGCAAUUAUAAAAGAUAUCACUAUUAUCUACGAUAUACUGCAACAGAAUGACAUCAAAUAACACUGAUACAAAAAAAGUAAAGAAACUGAUUCUCCGAGAUUUGCAAACACUUCUUCGAGAAAUAAUAGGUAAUGAGGUGAUUGUCGUAAAGUAUGAUACGACAAAUUUGUUACCAAAGGGUGAAAACUACUCAAGUACAAUGCUCAAAGUUAAUUCACUGAUCAAGAGAACUGAAGAUUCGCCCGAAGAGAGUCUAGCUCUUGUUGCCAAAAUGAUACCCUUGACAGAAUUUCAACAGAGUUAUCUUAACUGCACCGCGUCGUUCAAUAAGGAAAUGUUCGUGUAUAAGACAUUAAUGUCUACAUUCAGAGAGCUCGAGAAAGAAAUUGGUGUCAAGGACGAAGAUUUGAUUGACAUAACUCCAAAAUACUACGGAGGCAGGCUCUCGAUGAACAAAGAAAAAUUAGACGUUGCCGACGAAGAUGCAGUUAUGCUAAUGGAGAACCUGAAAGAGCUUGGAUAUUGUACAAUGAACAGAAUCAAAGGUUUAAAUCUAAAUAACGCUAAACUGGCGCUUAAGGAUCUAGCACGAUUCCACACGUUGUCAAUGGCAUUGAAAGAGAAAAAUCCAACAUUUUUCAGAGAAGCUAAGAAGCCUUUAAAUGCUCUUCCAUUUAAACUACUGGGAAACGAAUUCGACGACGCGAUAAAUUACACUAUUGCUGCUAUCUGUAAAGAUCCACGAAUCGCUAAAUACGAAGAUCGUAUCAGAGCAUCAAUAGAAGCUAAUAAAGAUUGGGAAAAAGUUUUAAGUAUUGUACCAGAAGAACCUUGGGUCGCUAUAAGCCACGGCGAUUUUUGGGUGAACAAUAUGCUCUUCCAACAAGAAAAUGGGCAAGUCAAAGACAUCAAAUUCGUCGACUUUCAAAUGACGAGGGUUAGUAGCCCAACGAUAGAUCUGCCAUACUUUCUAUGCACCAGCGUCGAAAUAGAUGUUAUGGAAAAUUACUUUGAUGAACUUUUAGAUAUUUAUUAUGACAGUUUGAUCGACUUCUCAAAGAUGAUGGGCCUUGACACAAAUCUAUUUUCGAGGACAAGUUUUGAUCAGCAACUGAACAAAGAUGCAAAGAGUGAAUUAUUACACUGUUUGCUUGCAGCCAAAUUUUUCACCCAAGAGGUGGCCGACGAUGUUGAUCUUAAUGAUAUGGUAAAUUCACUUAUGAUGACUAAAGCCACUAAUUUGUAUCUUGAACGGUCAUGGAUGAUUGUAUCUAAAUUUGUUGAAAAAGAAUGGAUAUGAAAAUAUGCAUUUUAAUUUUAUAAAUGUUGUAAAGAUUUGUUGAACAUAUUUUGUAUACAUAUUUUUACGAUAAAAUAAGUUGUUAAAUAGUUAAACGCUAUUCGGUAACUUUAAUUACUUCUUCGUAGAUCUUAAUUUUCUAGUCAGUUAACAAAGUAUUUACAAGAAAUCAAGUUUAUAAAAUAUUCAAAAAAAAUUGUCUAUACACAGAGAAAUAAUAUAUUAAUAUGCUCAUUUUUCUGGAUUUACACGUCAUGCUCUAUCUUGCCUUGUUUUUUUGAGUAAUAAAUUUGAAGUCAUGUCACGUACAAUUCUUAUAUACGUAAAAAUAAAUUGUAUUGAGCUAAUUAUAACUAUAAAAUCAAAUUUACAUUCUUAAUUUAUAAACUACUAUAUAUAUGUCUACCAAAAUCCAAUUUUUUCUUAUUAACUAACCAUGAAUGAUGAAUUGUUAGUUCAUAUCGACGAUAUUGAUCAAAAGUUCAUAAUGUCUUGUCAUUGUCAUGUCACGCCUGCUGUUCAAUCCAAUAAUGAAGCAAUUAACGAAUUCAUUUAGGCUAUCAAAUAAAUACAAUGCUUUCAAGAUAAGAAAGUUUGUAUUGAGCGGCUUUUUAUAUACGUGUAGACGCAGACAUUGUCCUUGUCUCUCGCUCGAUUAGAACAUUGUUAUCGCGGUAAAACCAUUUUUUAUAUAUUUUCUCAUCCACUAUAGUUUUAUGAAGAAAGAAAGCAUCGGCAGAAAACAAAAGAAUUUAACUAAAUAAUAUAAAA
Molecule: messenger RNA, 2147 nt
Organism: Phymastichus coffea
Lineage: Eukaryota; Metazoa; Arthropoda; Insecta; Hymenoptera; Eulophidae
Exons: 3
Coding region: 123-1376 (417 amino acids)
Source: RefSeq, a predicted model, not a curated record